AUGGCAUACUGCGGGAAGACACAGCGACAGCUGCAGAUUCGUCUAAAGACGCUGAAGAGGACACACGGCGUGAGCUUAAAUUCUUUCCCAAGGAGAUUUCGGGAUCAAAAAUCGGCACGAACGCGCUUAGUUGGUGGCCACAAGGUGAGCGCUCCCGAUAAUGUUGGCAAUGUUCAUGACGCUGUGUCAAUCAUUCCAACGCUUUCAAUCGCCGACACUUUUGUUGACUUUGGAUCUAGGAUCGGCAAUGUGGUUGCACAAGUGGCAUUGGAGACUUGUGUUGGGAGAUGCAUCGGGAUUGAGUUCCAGGACAACUUGGCAAACAUGUCCAAACUGCUGAUUCGUGGCGCACGCGUGGAUUUCCCGAAUUUAUCCAAGGUCACGAUUCACGAGGCCGACCUCAGAGCGAUGAGACCAGCCGUACGCGAGGAUAUUGACGGGUGCAGUGUUUUAUUUGUGAACAAUAUCGUUUUCGAGCCUACAAGUUUUGCGGCGCUGGGGGACUUUGCAUCUUCAGCAGCAGGUUUGGUCCUCGUCGUUGUCAUGGCAACAGUUUGCGGCCGGCACCGCCCAACCUGCCCGCGCAACUUCUGCUCUGUUUGGACGCUCCGACAGCGUAUCGACGUUCAAGUGUCUUGGUCUUCCCAGCUUCAUCAUGCAUACUGGUACACCAGGGUUGUAGAGCCCUACAUCUAA
Phytophthora sojae is the source of this 696-nucleotide messenger RNA. RefSeq lists its product as hypothetical. Gene Ontology annotation, molecular function: histone H3K79 methyltransferase activity. The transcript has 2 exons. Gene Ontology annotation, biological process: DNA damage checkpoint signaling; DNA repair; regulation of transcription regulatory region DNA binding. Bases 1 to 696 code for a protein of 231 amino acids. The record is from RefSeq and is a predicted model, not a curated record. Gene Ontology annotation, cellular component: nucleus. NCBI's taxonomy places the organism in Eukaryota, Oomycota, Peronosporomycetes, Peronosporales, Peronosporaceae.